Molecule: messenger RNA, 325 nt
Organism: Sipha flava (yellow sugarcane aphid)
Lineage: Eukaryota; Metazoa; Arthropoda; Insecta; Hemiptera; Aphididae
Exons: 4
Coding region: 36-308 (90 amino acids)
Source: RefSeq, a predicted model, not a curated record
CACACACAUAGUACCCCCGAAAGUCUCCUUGAAAAAUGUUUUUUGGCCAUGUCAUCUUUUUGUGUACCGUAUUUUUUGGAUUUUUUUGUCGAGCUUGCAAUCAAAUAUAUACAGUAGUAUAUGAUGCCUGUAGAACUUCAGCAGUAAAACGAAAAAGAAAUGGAAUAAAUAAUAAUCGAAAAAGUAAAACUUAUAGUUAUCGUUUAACUGAUCAUAAAGGAUACGAAGAUUGUGAGUCAUGUGAGAAAUUUAAGCUACAUGGUAUGUAUAAUGUAUGUACUCAUACUGCUUUUUUCUUAAGUAAAUAACAUUCAAGUUUGUAUUA